This is a messenger RNA of Cariama cristata (Red-legged seriema), 243 nucleotides long. It is a transcript of the gene CMTM3, whose product is annotated as CKLF-like MARVEL transmembrane domain containing 3. The transcript is spliced from 3 exons. The record is from RefSeq and is a predicted model, not a curated record. The annotation marks the transcript as partial. NCBI's taxonomy places the organism in Eukaryota, Metazoa, Chordata, Aves, Cariamiformes, Cariamidae.
GAUUUCUUGCGGUGCGUCACUGCUGCCAUUAUUUACUUUGCCAUUUCAAUUGCUGCUGUCUCAAAAUACAAUGACGGAGCAUCUAAAGCAGCAGGAGUGUUUGGAUUUAUAGCCACGAUAGUGUACGCCAUUGAUUUCUACAUAACCUUCAAUGACCUGGUUACUUUUCUCAAGCAAGGCAGUUCUGAUUCCCCUGAGGAGCACAAGUCAGAAGAUGAGAACUCUGAUUCUGACUCAGACUGA